Gossypium raimondii (Peruvian cotton) is the source of this 923-nucleotide messenger RNA. RefSeq lists its product as uncharacterized. The coding region runs from base 152 to 739 and encodes 195 amino acids. Lineage: Eukaryota; Viridiplantae; Streptophyta; Magnoliopsida; Malvales; Malvaceae. The record is from RefSeq and is a predicted model, not a curated record. The transcript is spliced from 2 exons.
UGGAUGAGUCUUCCUUGGGGUAUCUACUAUCUAUCUUUUAAUUUCAGCCUCUAAUUUAGCCAACACCCUUUAUCCACAAGGGAGAAAAAUGAAAACAGCUACAAGAAGAAGAAGAAACAGAAAAUCUAGCUGAACAAGUCGAAAGUGUGAGAUGAGUUGUAAGAACUUCCUUUUAUACACAACCUGGUUCAUUGUAUUUAUAAACCCUUCAGUCGAAUGGCCUGAGUCCAACUCGAUCCCCACACCAACACCAACACCAUGGCCCGAACAAUUCCAUGCACUUCUUUGCAUGAAAUUAUACUCCGGGGUUCACCAGAUCACUGAUCUCUGGUACGACUGGCCAAAAGGUCGCAAUGUAAAUCUGCAGCAGAAGCAGCUUGGGGUUUAUAUGUACGAUGUAGAGUGGAACAAUGGAACCUCCUUUUACUACACAAAGGGCAUCAAUGGAACAUGCCAGACCAUUGAAUUUGGAGUUGGGAUUCCUAGGCCUGAUUUCCUCGAUGGAGCUAACUAUUUGGGGACACAAGUCAAGGAUGGGUUCCUUUGUAAUGUGUGGGAGAAAGUAGAUUUUAUUUGGUACUAUGAAGAUGUUGCUACUAAGAGGCCUGUUCGAUGGGAUUUCUAUGAUGGAAUAAUUACACACGUGAUGACAUUUGAAGCUGGUGCAACACUGCCAGAUUUAGUGGUUCAAGCACCUCAUUAUUGUUUCACUGCCAAGCCCAAAAGGGAAGAUGUGUAAAUUUUGCAUCCCAGAACUCGAUUCAGUAAUUGAUAUGUAUAUAUGACUUUAUCCGAUAUCUUGAGAAUAGGGUUUGAAUUUCUUGCUCAAAAUUAUACGUACAAUUAAAUUGUGUGAACUAAAUCACUAAUGAUAGUCUGUCUAUCAAUCAAGAAAAUUCAUGUCUUUGCACCGUUCGUAUUUA